Molecule: messenger RNA, 510 nt
Organism: Penicillium samsonianum
Lineage: Eukaryota; Fungi; Ascomycota; Eurotiomycetes; Eurotiales; Aspergillaceae
Product: anaphase promoting complex subunit 11
Exons: 4
Coding region: 28-291 (87 amino acids)
Biological process (GO): protein ubiquitination; positive regulation of mitotic metaphase/anaphase transition; anaphase-promoting complex-dependent catabolic process
Cellular component (GO): anaphase-promoting complex; nucleus
Molecular function (GO): cullin family protein binding; zinc ion binding; ubiquitin protein ligase activity
Source: RefSeq, a predicted model, not a curated record
CUUGGUUCUCCACUAUCCCACUCCACAAUGAAGGUCGCCAUUAAAGAAUGGAAUGCCGUUGCUACUUGGCACUGGAAUAUUCCAGAAGAUGAAGUGUGUGGCAUCUGUCGUGUUCAGUUCGAUGGCACUUGCCCAACCUGCAAAUUCCCCGGCGACGACUGCGCGCUCGUGCAAGGAAGAUGCAACCACGCGUUUCAUAUGCAUUGCUUAAUGACCUGGAUUGACCUGGAGUCUUCCAAGGGACUAUGUCCAAUGUGCCGACAAAAAUUCGAAUGGAAGGACAAGGAAUAACGGCCUAAUUUGUGUUUUUUGGUUCUCAUCAAUGGUUAUCAAGGCGUUGUCGGACGAGUUCUAGAUACCCCUUUGUGUUUUAAUUGGGCAUGCAAACUUGGAUUGGAAGAUUUGUUGAGUGCUCAGUGUCAACUGAGCAUCAAAUUAAUGCCAUGCUUGGAGCGACUUUUCAAUCAACAAGAUUGGAUCCCCGUUUAUACUUCAUUUUUACAAGUCAAG